GUCGGGCAGAAAAGUAUUCAAAUAAAUAAGGGUUGCCCACCAAAGUUGAAAAACACUGGGAGAGAGAAAAAUUAGAAGAAAUGCGUAUUGAUUCAACAUCUUCCUUUAAUCUUAUGACACUCCCUCCUCCUCCUUCUUCUUCUUCUUCCACCUCCUCCUCUUCUUAUUCUUCAGCUCUUUUAAACCUUCCAUUUUCUCGCCGGAGAAAAUGGCAGCGAGUGAAGGCCAUUGCCGGCGGUGAAAAAGAGAAGAUUCUGGUGAUAAUGGGCGCCACAGGUUGCGGCAAAUCCGGGUUAUCCGUUCAACUAGCCUCUCAUUUUCAAUCUGAAAUCAUCAACUGCGACAAAAUGCAGGUUUAUAAAGGUCUCGACAUUACAACUAACAAGAUUCCUCUCCACGAACGACAUGACGUUCCACACCAUUUACUGGGCGACGUGGAUUCGCUUCACGAAGAAUUCACUCCCUUCCAUUUCAGACUCCGUGCCGACAAUGUCGUUUCAGAUAUAUGCUCUAGGAACAAACUACCUAUUCUAGUAGGUGGGUCCAAUUCCUUCAUUCAUGCAAUGCUCGUGAACCAUUUCAAUCCAAUGGACGACGUUUUUCUCACUCAUAGUCAUAUUCCUAAAUCCCUUAUUUCAUCCGAUUUACGUUACCGUUGUUGUUUCCUUUGGUUAGACGUCUCGUUUCCGAUUUUGUCAGAAUAUUUAUCAAUCCGAGUCGAUGAAAUGCUCCAACUCGGAAUGUUUGAGGAAUUAGCCGAGUUUUACCAUCCCGAUACGGCAGAAACGACGCCAUAUACUGGGAUUAGAAAAGCAAUAGGAGUGCCGGAGUUUGAUAAUUACUUCAAAAAAUAUCCGCCGGGUCAAAAAAAUGGGAUUAAUAGAGAAGCGUUUGAAGAAGCGGUUGAUGCUAUAAAAAGGAACACGCACGUGCUAGCGGAGAGACAGAUAGGGAAGAUUUUGAAACUGAAAGGGGCGGGUUGGGAUAUUCACGUGUUGAAUGCGACGGAGGCGUUUAGGGCGGUGGUCCAACCGGGAACCGGCCGGAACCGGAAACAGAUUUGGGAGAAGCAGAUUUUGAAACCGAGUUUGAGGAUUGUAAAGCGCUUUUUGGAGUAGUUUGUUGUCUUUGUUCGUUCAUUUGUAAGUUUAUUAUUAUUAUUAUUAUUAUUAUUAUUAUUAUUAUAUUUGUGCUUCCUCGCAUUUAAUUUUCCACCUGAAGAAAACCCGGCGGAACGAACGGAAGUUUGAGUUGGAGAACGACGAUUGGGUUUUUCCGGCUGAGAAUUGGUUUCUACUUAGCGAGUGGAGAUUUCCCAAAAUAAUAAUUUAAACAC
Messenger RNA from Benincasa hispida (wax gourd), 1336 nucleotides. RefSeq names its product adenylate isopentenyltransferase. NCBI's taxonomy places the organism in Eukaryota, Viridiplantae, Streptophyta, Magnoliopsida, Cucurbitales, Cucurbitaceae. The record is from RefSeq and is a predicted model, not a curated record. Gene Ontology annotation, molecular function: AMP dimethylallyltransferase activity; tRNA dimethylallyltransferase activity. Gene Ontology annotation, cellular component: mitochondrion. Gene Ontology annotation, biological process: cytokinin biosynthetic process; tRNA modification.